Mangifera indica (mango) is the source of this 1854-nucleotide messenger RNA. RefSeq lists its product as uncharacterized. The record is from RefSeq and is a predicted model, not a curated record. NCBI's taxonomy places the organism in Eukaryota, Viridiplantae, Streptophyta, Magnoliopsida, Sapindales, Anacardiaceae. Bases 258 to 1331 code for a protein of 357 amino acids. The transcript is spliced from 3 exons.
AAAAUUUUACGUAGUUUGUUAUCCCUUUGAUUAAUAAACUCAAUCUGAACGACUUUACACUUUCUCUGUGUUUGUCUCUCGCCUAAUUUGCUGGUGACAUUUCGUGCACUGUUUUUUUUAAAGCUAUUCAUUAGUGUGGAAGCCAUAACGCCGACAAUUUUGAUAAAUUUUGGCCAAUUCGGGUGGAAUCUGAGUCGAAUCUCACUCAAAUAACAUUGAUCUGCAACUGGGUUUUGUUUGAAUCGUAAGAAGCCCGGAUGUCUCCUUCAAAUGGAAGUGCUUCAGGUGGAGGAGGAUCAAACAGUGGAAAUUAUAUCGAACAUCCCGUGUCCAAGAUGGAUACUCUUGCUGGUGUGGCCAUCAAGUAUGGUGUUGAGGUGGCUGACAUCAAAAGGCUGAAUGGGUUGUCUACAGAUCUUCAAAUGUUUGCUUUGAAAACAUUGCAGAUACCAUUACCAGGAAGACAUUCACCAUCUCCUUGUUUGUCUGACAGUUUUGCCUCUUCAGGUGACAACUGUAGAGAAAUUACACCGCCGCGUCUAGGCUAUUCUGAUAUGUUGGAGUCAUUUGAGUCCCUAAGAAUAAAACCGUCUAAACAGAAGGUUUCCCCUGCUGCGAGAACUUUACAGAAGGUCUCUCCAGCUAUGAGCAGUCUACAGAGUUACUAUGGCCUCAAACCUCCAAAUCACAAGGGUGCUUCUGAAGGCAUGCAGGUGGCUGUUCGUAGAACAAGUAGUUCAGAUUACCUGGGUGAAGAACUGCUUGCUGAAACCUCACCAAUGUCUUAUCUUUUUUCAAAUCACCAAGAGCCAAGACAUUUAGCUAGUGGAUUUAUUCAUGAGAAUGGUGCAAUGUCUGAUCAUGUCCCUCUUGCUGAAGCUGGAGAGUUGGAAGGAGAGAAAUCCAAUGAGAAGUCCGUUCGAAGGCGUCAGAAAGCUGAAGCUGAAUCCAGGGGUGGUACACCUGAAAGGUUAUUGAAAGAAGAAAAUGGUGGUGGAAGCUGUGGUUUUUCACCUGUAACAGGAAAGGGUUUAGCCAUGAGGCCAAGUCGAACAGCAUUGGCCACUGAUUCAGAGUCUGGCUGGCUUAAUCCAGUAGGCUUGGGAGAUUCUAUAAUUCCUGAUGGAUCUGUUGGGAUUCAUAAAUCAUCAAGCACGCCAAGCUUGUUAGACCAGGAUAGCAGUAGUUCAUCUAUUUGGUCAACUUCUGGAUGGAGUUUGAAUUUGAAACCUGACUUGCAGGCUCUCUCAACUGCUGCUUUCACAAGACCAAUCUUAAAUGGCUUGCCAAAGCCUGUAAGUGGUCGCAGGAGUAAAGCUGCCCUUGAUUAGCUUAUGCUCAAGCACAACGGUAAAAUCAAAAGUCUUUUUUUUUAUUCGUUUGCUUUGAUCUUGUGGAAUGGAAUUUCUCAGCACAUUACACCACACUGCCACAAGUCAUAGCUGCAAAGUGUAAUUAAUAGAGAAGGUAAAGCCCAGAAAAAAAAAAAAUACAGUAACUUAUAUGAAUACAAAUAGAGAUUUCUGUUUCAUUUCAAUCGGCUUAUUAGUGAUGCUUGUGGUAUGAAUGCAUAUUGUGUCUAGAGAUUGAAUCUGCAGCUGCAUCAACAUCUGGAGAAAAGUAUGUAAUGAAGAGGGUAUUUAUCUCUAUUUCUUUAGAUUUUAUGGUCUAGAAAAAAAUAAUUGACCCUUUGGGGAAGAUUUUAAACUUAGAUUAUUUAUGUCAUCAUCUUCGUUGUUUUGAUUCUUCACCUGAUGUCCAAUUCCUCAAGUGUAUGCUUUGGUGCCCAUUUGAAACGUUGUGGGAGAAUGUAUGAUGAUUUCUUUAUGAAAAUUCCCUGUACUCUUAAUUGAA